AUGCUAUAUCAUGCCAACGGCCAGAAACCGUUGCAAGAGGAGGCUAACCUGUACGGCGACUGGAAGCUCUUUCAGCCCAAUGGAGGAAUUGCAGUUUUGGAUGUAACAAAUAACCUUACCAUAGAUCUCGGGUACUUCAUCCAAGUGGGUUUCGGCACUCCGGCUCAACGUCGUCCCGUAAUGUUGGACACGUCGUCCCUAAAUACUUUUAUACUUUCAGUUAAUUGCAAUUCGUGUGCUGCCGCCACAGAUGACGAGAAAGGGUAUAAUUCAAGCACGUCAUCCACCCACAAGGACAACGGAACGUUGGUGGAUUUAGACUAUAUUUUCUUGACGUCUUCUGGUCGUGCCUCGCAGGAUUCAAUGGCUCUCGGACAGGUCGAGAUUCAAGACCAGUGGUUCCAGGAAUCUCUGCAGAUGAACUGGCGGGGCGUUUCGUAUGACGACGUAUCCAUCAUUUACGGUAUUCUGGGACUGGGAAACCCACAUGCUAGCGAUGCAGCUAAGGGCUUCACCUCUCUGUUGAAGAAUGCCGCCGUUCAGGGCAUUCUAGAGACCAAUAUCUUUGGAUUGAAGCUUGCCGACCCCGGGCAACUAAUGAUAGGAGACGUGAAUCAACAAUUGUUCCAUAAUCCCAUCACCUGGUUUCCUCUCAGCAACACCUCAACCAAACUUCUCCUGCCUGAGGCCUGGCAGACACACACAGGCGCAGGUGAAGUGAAGAUUGCAUUGCCAAGUGGACAGUACCGUGAAUGGCGACUGGACGGCUACACAGCUUUAUUCACUAGCGCUUGGCCCUAUAUUUACCUUGACCCGGACACUGCAGUCGGCCUGAUGGAAUUACUUGGCUUUGAUUUCGACCAGUUUCUCCUUCCUCCAAAUGUGCCAUGUGCGGAGCGAGUAUAUAUGCCCGAUGUGUCUCUCACAAUCGCCGGGCAUACCUUUACCCUUUCGCCUUACGAUUACACGAUCGAGUGGACGUUUCCCGGAAGCCCGAUGAUUUGCGUCUCGGCUUUCUCCACCACCGACCUAGAAGAGGACUACGAUCCCAAGCAGAUCAUUCUUGGCUCAGCAUUCUUGAGAAAAUAUUACAGCAUUUAUAAUUACGAUUCCAAGGCUGUGGGCUUCGCGUCUCUAGUAUGA
Talaromyces proteolyticus is the source of this 1143-nucleotide messenger RNA. RefSeq names its product aspartic peptidase domain-containing protein. Gene Ontology annotation, biological process: proteolysis. Bases 1 to 1143 code for a protein of 380 amino acids. Lineage: Eukaryota; Fungi; Ascomycota; Eurotiomycetes; Eurotiales; Trichocomaceae. The transcript is spliced from 3 exons. Gene Ontology annotation, molecular function: aspartic-type endopeptidase activity. The record is from RefSeq and is a predicted model, not a curated record.